Molecule: messenger RNA, 1062 nt
Organism: Camellia sinensis
Lineage: Eukaryota; Viridiplantae; Streptophyta; Magnoliopsida; Ericales; Theaceae
Source: RefSeq, a predicted model, not a curated record
UCGUCUGCGACGACCUCGGCUUCAAAGAAGCCUGACAUCCCAUGGGCCCCUGAUCUUUCUCUGGAGGACAGGCCUAUCAUGGCUAGUGAAAGUGCUGAUGAUAUCAACGUUGCUGUUGCCCUUAGCACUGCUCUUCUUCUACCGAAUGACUUGGAGCGAAAUGCCAAGUUCAGUGAGUAUGAAAAUUAUGCUCUGAUGCUCCAACACUCUGCCCAAGCUAUCCAACAUGCCCAUUCAUUUUCAAUGCAAUCUUUUGAAAAUCGUCAAAGAUUGGUUGAUAUGAAGAGGGAAACAUCUUCACUGAAGAGAGAGAUAAGGGCCCUUGAAGCAAAGAUGAAAAAACUGGAGGAUCAGGCCGAGGCUGCAACGAAGAACCAUACCUUAGCUCUAGAAAAGGCCGAGGCUGCUGAAGCCGUUAAAAAAGUAGCUGAAGCCGAGAAAAGGGAGGCCGAAGCUCAGAAAGUCCAGGCGCAAAAAGAACUUCAACAAGCUCUGGCCACCAAGGAGGCCGAAGUGAAAGAGGCCGAUGAAAAGGCCUAUGCUCAAGGCAUGGCCGAUGUUGCAGAAGACUACAAGCUUCAAGUCAGGCAGGCAUGCAACAGGGGAUUUUCCCUUGGUUGGAUGUCCCUGAUAAAGAAGCUUGAUCUCCCUGCUGACUCGCCAUUGCGCCAGGCCAACGCUAUUCCUUUACCAUUUCCUCCUCCAAGUCAGACUGAAGACGAAUCAGAGACCGAGGUAGAGGCUGAGGCUAAAGACGAGGAGAAAAAUGAUGAGGAGGCCUUGGUGAGGAAACCCAAGGAUACUGCUGGGGCCAAGUCCCCUCUUCCAGCUGAACAAGUUUUGGAUUUAACUCAAGAUGAAGGGGGUGAUGAGGCUGUGGAAGUGUCCAAGGAGUCCGUUCAAGGGUGUCCAUCAUCUGACCUCCUUCUGACUGAGAGAAGUCUUGACACAACAUUGGCAGAGAUAGAUGCCGAAAUACAAGCGGAGAAAGUGGCCGAGGAGAUUCCACCUGAAUCGUCCGAGGUCCCAGUUCUUGCUGUGGCUGAUGCUCAAGAGUCUUGA